Bombus pyrosoma is the source of this 6394-nucleotide messenger RNA. Its product is annotated as serine/arginine repetitive matrix protein 1. The transcript has 5 exons. NCBI's taxonomy places the organism in Eukaryota, Metazoa, Arthropoda, Insecta, Hymenoptera, Apidae. The record is from RefSeq and is a predicted model, not a curated record. The coding region runs from base 777 to 5555 and encodes 1592 amino acids.
ACGUCGAGCCUCGGCCGCGAGGUCCGUUGUGGCUGUCAGUACUACCAGAGCGACUCGCUUCUGCCGGAACGACGUGCUCUCCACGGUAGACCGCCGUCCAGGACGAUGCAGCAGCCACCUGCGGUCCGCUGCAGGUAUCCCACACGCAUAGAUACCAGUCGAUGUUGUAUAUGUUGCGCGUCUCGACUAUGCUCGCGUUCCACCGUAGCUAUUUAAGGUUCGCCCGGCUGGCUAUACAUAGAAUCCUCGGUCAGCUCGGUUCCGCAUCCAAACUCCUCUCGUAUCCCUCUGUCUAUCUUUCCAAUGAUAUAUAUGAAUAUACCUAUGGGUGGAGACAGUGGAUGGCUGUAACGUACAGGUGUUCAUGAUUGGAAAUCUGCGUAUAUGUAUGUGAGUAUAAAUAAUUGUAGAUGUACAUGUGGAUAAAUGGUAUGAAUGUAAAUAUAUACUUUUGUUCAUAAAUUAUUCGAUAUCUAGUACAUUGAGGAUAAGAAUAAAUUUUGUUACAAUUAUGAAAGGGAAUUGACACUUGUUAAUCAUUUAUAUUACAAAACAAACUAUAUUAUAUUAUAAUUACCAUAUAUCUUAAAACUUUGACACAAACUUUAUGUUUUUAAAUAUUUUCUUUAAAAUUAGCGAGUGACUGAUGAAUAAGUAUGAAUAUGAGAAAUGUACACGUGUAGGUAUAAUUUGAUGGAUAGAGAGGGGGUUGAUGACUGUCGGAAGCGAAAGGGUGCGAUUCUAACCUCCAAGUUUAAACUCGAUGAAAGGGAUGGAUGAAUAGACACGACGCGAUUAAGUGGGCAUCGAGUCAUUGUAUGGCGAUAAUAGCAACACUGGUAUCGAUGAUCGGUCUGUGGAAGGAAAGUCGUGAUAACGCUCAACCAAUCAGGACAAAGAUAACAAGGGAUUCUGUGUCGAGGAUUCUUCAAGAUAACCGAGACGAGCACGAGUACGAACCGAUCGCGGCGCCGUCGCCAUCGCCAAAGCCGGCGACGGCGCCGGUCGUGCGAAUCAUCGACACGGAUGUGGUGCCCGUCGCUGACAGCGACGACAGCAUCGACGACCGGGCAAGGCUACCGCCGGAGCUGACACGGGCCGGCGAUGUCGUCCUCCCGUUGGACGGCAAGAUCGAGGACACCGCGAUGGAAGCUCGCGAGCUUGUGGAAACCGGCGACACCUCUGAAGAAUUGGAGACCCCGCAACAACUGCAGGAGCGGCUCGAGGAACGAUUUUUAAGCGCUGCUACUCCAAGCGCUGAGUCCAGGACCGAUGGAGAGGUCAACACUAGUCAAGUAGACUCGUUGGCAUUGGAGGAACUUCCUCUCCGUCGCGGUGCUCGCGGUUUGCCCCAACGGCUAAAAACGCAGGCUAACAAGCUACGUUCGCGUCUGAAAAACAUGCAACGACCUACGUUCGCCUUCACUGAGCGACAAAAGCAAGACAAGGCCAGGACGACAAGCAGCGGCCGCUCGGACAGGUCCAGAUCCGAUAAGAGACCCAGUCGAAUGGAUAGAAUACGAUCUUCCUUCUCAGAAAGACCUAGAUUUAGCUUACCUGAUCGUCCGAGGUUAUCCUUGCCAGACAAAUCAAAAUUUCAUUUACCCGAGCGACCGAAAUUCAACUUUCCUGAAAAGGCAAAAUUCCAUCUACCUGAGAAAGCAAAGUUCAAUAUCAAGAAGCCUAACAUUCGACUACCUAACGCUCUGACUCGCAAGAAAUCCCCUGUUCACGAACAGCGAUCUACAGAUUCCACGAUGGGCUCCAAGAAGAAUAUCUUCGACUUUCCUACUUAUCCGCGGAUAUUCGAUAAAAAAUCAAAGAGCAGAGGCGAAUACGCGACCUCUACGCCAAAAGAUUCGAGGGCACAGUCAGCAGAGAGUGCUACGUUUCCACGGACACGUAAAAGAACCGACAGAUGGACUCAGAGAUUUAGCAAGACCACUACUUUUGGCGACGAGGAACAAUCGAAUGGAGAAUCUGCGGCAGAAAGAGCUCAACCUUGGCGACACCCUUCCGUGGAAAUGCCUAGAUUGUCUAUGAGCGAAGAAGGAGCAGUGACGAUACCCUGGGAAGAGAAACACAGGGAAGAAGAGUUUCAAUAUAUGGAUUAUGAACAGGAAUCCCCAGAAAUUUCUGAUCGUCAGCCGCAUCCAAGAUCAGAAACUUCCAGGACAGAAGAAGAAUCGUAUAACAGAGAUAGACCAGAGUCAGAUCUGAUAUUGUAUCCAACUGAAAAGGAAAUAUAUCAACGUGGUGCUAGAGAAGAAGAUGUGGAAGAAGAUCAAGAAGAUUGGAGACCAGAGGAAAAGAUACCUAAAAAGCAAUUCAGACAUAUUCCAAGAUCCAGAUCCUUAGAAGAAGUUCUUCAAGCCAGGCAAGAGGGUUAUGAAGGAUCUUUUGCGAUGAUGGAUCCAAGAAGAUAUGGAGUACACAAGACACCAUCCGAAGAAGAAGAAUACGAAGAAGACAUGGAUGAAGACGAGGAACCUGAACCAUCAUCCGCUCAAUCGGAUAGAGAGCAACAACAUUCGAGUACCAGCUCCUGUGAUCGACGUCGACAUGGGGUUAUUGAAGAAAUUGAUUCCGACGAGUUCUUUCUACGAGAACGUGGACUCAGUCAGGAUGACAUGACUCUUGGUAAAUAUUUAAAUAGUGAAAUCAGAGAUGUUUUGAGAACAGAAGGAAAUGUUUUAGCCAAUGACGACAUGGUACCAAUUCCUCCCAUGAGAAAGAGGUCAAUAAGAAAGCAAAAAGAAGGUUCCGCGGAGUCGUAUGAUGUAAUGCCACCAGUCAGGCCAAAAAGGGAUCCAAACAAGGUACGUCGGAGCGAAUCUACGGAUGAACAGUUCCGUGAUCAAACCAGUAGCGACUCCAGACACAGGAUAGUCUAUCAGACAGAAGGAGAACCUGCGAAACUUCCAAUUGAGCCGUUGGACGAUAUUGUAGUAGUGAAGCCUAUGCGCAGAAAAUCUAAAUCCUUACAACGCAGUCAAUCACAACUUCUUGUGGAUAUUCCUCAUCCACCAUCACCAACGCCAGUGGCACCAACUCGACGGAAACGAUUGCGUAAGGAACCUAUUUGCAAUGGACACACCGAUUGGACCAGUGAUUCUGCCCCUGAGAAACCUCUUCCAUUGCCACCUACAAUGACCACAGAACAAUUAGAGAAACAAGAGGUAUACACGGCUGAAGAAAUCAUGACAACAAGUGAAGAGAAUAUUCAGAAGUUUGGAACGAGACUUCAAGGAGAAAAAUAUGUGGAGCCAGCACCUAUACCACCAAAAAGAAGAUCUAGGUCUAGGGGAACUUCUGUAGCACUUGAUGAAGAUAGGACAUCUCAUGGUGCAGAGUCAUUGCCAGAAGCUGGUUAUGUGGAGGAGGAUAUUCCACGAGAUGAUCUUGAUCUAGGAAGAGAAUUAAUAGGUUAUGCCAUUAUAGAAAAACGAGAGAAGCCACCUAGACCUCCUCCUCCGAGGAGAAAGAGAGACAAGUUUGCUACUACUCCCAGAUCUGUUCCUCCUAAACGUCCCCAAAGAGCGUACAGUACUCUUGGCCCAGCUAAAUCUAAGGAGACUAAUAUAUUAACUGACGAUACUUAUGAUAUGACCCUGCAAGAAACUGAAUCUACUCCUUACAUAGAAAUCGACUCCGAUGAUGGAGAACACAAAGACCUCCGUAGCAGUGAAGUUCUGAGUAAAAUGCAGGGACGACCACUGCCAGCUCCGCCUAGACCACCAAGAUCUAGAAAAGAUAGAUCUAUAGAAAGAUCCACUCGUGAGAUACAACAGGAAAUUGCUAUGGAAACGACCACUGCCACGCAGACAGAUCCCUUACCUGAUGACAUGGUGAUAGAGGAAGAAGUAACACAGGCGAAGCUACUUGUAGCACCAUCUAGCUCAGGCUCCCAGAUUAUGGUAUCCACAGAGAGAAUACCCAGUCCAUCAAGUAUGAGCACACCACCUGUUCCUCCUUUACCAAUGUCUCAAAGACUACGCAAGGAUGAACAACUAGAACCUUCAUACGAUACUGUCUCAUUAAAAUCUCCAUCUCCAACUAGAGAAAUGGAAGCUUUUGAGGAUAAACACUUAUCCGCGCCACAUCUAGGUGAACCGAUUCAUAGCGACGAAGACACGCAUUUAAAGUCCAUUAGAUCCGCCCUGUUUUCAGAUGAGCCUGUGAGGAUCAGCAAUCUAGAAGUUGCUGACCUAAGAGUGGAUCGUCUGAGCGUUUCCCAAAUUGAAGCUGGUAAAAUCGUUGCAUCUGAAGUGGAUGCAUUGGUCGUUACUGCGUCUGAGUUGAAGAACAUAGGUGGCAGCAUGGAGGAGAGUCUGUCUCCUUCUAUUAUUAGGGAGUUGAUGGCUAUAAGAAGCCAUUUGGAGACUGUAGCUGCAUCCAGGAUUCAGGGUCAGAAGGAAGAGAGCAAAACGAUUGAAGUGAAGACAGACAUUCCCGUUGCACAGAGGCAGAGCGUCGAAAGGAAGCCUGAAGAAGAAGAGGAAGAGAAACCAAAGAGCGAGGAUCAAAAGGUUGUUAGAAAAAAAGCAAAGGAUACAUCAAGCACACAUACACUAUCGGUCGCGCAGGUAGAGGACAAAGAGUCGACACACACCCUAGCAAUUUCGCAAGUAGUACCGAGUGACAAAGAUACUCCUAGUACACAAACAUUACUAAUUGGUCAGGGUACUGAAGAUAAGUCCUUACGAAUUCUAGAUACAGAAACCUCUCUUUCAUUGAGCCCGGAUACUACUAAGGAGUUCAACAUGGAAGAAUCCCGCGCGUCCCUUCCCCCAUCCGUAACGACCGUCAUGGAAGAGAGAACGGAGCCCAGGGCGUCUCUGGAUCUCUUGUCCGAAACUAGCAACGAACCAAUGGACCCCACCUUCGACUCUAAACCUUCAGAGUCGCAAGAAUUUUUGAUGUCACAGGAAAAGGACAAAGAGACUUCGCCAGAAAUCAGCGAAUGGAAAAUACGAAAGUCAAGGUCCAGGUCGCCAUCUCCAAUAGGUAUCCCUAGAACACGACAGACUGCUUCUCCAGUUAGAUCACUACCACCUGCCAUCUCUGUGACUCCGGACACACCAGACAGUAUCGUGAGUCACGGUAUUACCAACGAGAUGCAGCCGCAACGUGCUGUAAUUUCUUACACUUCAUACACAGAUCAGUCGGACAGAGAGAGUCAAAGAGAAUCGUCCCAAUCGCCAAUUCCUCCCUUUCCUAUAGGAGGCACUCAUUUCAUAGCGUUUCCAGCUUCACAAGUUCCGUCACAAUUUUUAUCCCUGGCCAAUCCUAGCCCUGACACAGAACCGAGUAUUGCAGACAGUACCAGGCAAUUGAUCAGAGUUCUUCGAUUAGCUGGUUUAAAAGUUAUGAGACAUUUUGUGGGAUAUAUGUCGUCUAUGGUGGGAGAGGAGUCGAGGGAGAAGAUCAGAGAAGUAGAACUAACGCUGUGUGCAUUGUUGCUCCUGGUUGCUGGCUUAUUGAUAUUCUUCUUCAGCAACCCUCGAACAGUUACGCAUCAUCAUCAUUGGGACUAUUUUAACCCACCAAAAUAAUAAGGUACAGAUGGUGUAAGAAGACUAUCUACAAAUAGAAUCUAUGCUAUUAUGUUUGUUUCAAUUGUCCGUUUCAAAGUGAUUUUAUAUACGCAUAAUGGGCAUUCUAUUUUUACGAUCGAUAGGGAAUAAGAAAGUAGACCUAAUACUUGCAGUAGAGUAAUAAGUACACGUAUUUAAGGACAAUGAAGAUUUGGUCAUGCAAUUAAGUAGUUAGGUUUGUACUCUAUAGUUAAUUGUUGAACGCUUGUUAUGUGUUGGACAAAUAUGUAUGAGUUACAGCCAAUCAACUGACUGAUCAACUUUUCCCAGGCGAAUAUUCAUUAUGUUAAAUGAUACAUGAGAAAGAAAUAACACCUACCAUAAUUUGCUAUGAAAAUACUUGUAUUUAAUUUUUUAAGCAAUGAAUAUGUAUAAAUACAAUGUAUAUACAUACAUAUAUACCAUGUAUGUGUAUAUGUAUAAUUCAAUUACAGAUACCUAUUACCAAAAACAAAUUUUUUCAACGACUAUUUUUUUAUCGACACAGAGACUUUGUAGAAAAAGAUCAAAUACGAAAUAUCAUCUAAAACUCAGCGAUCGACAAAGUAUAAUACAUGAAAAAAAAUAAGACAAAGUUUUUUAUGUCUUGUUUAACCAUUUGACUAGAUACGAAUAUACAAUAUAAGCGUCGCAUCAUAACAGUUAAGAUGCACGAUUUGAAGAAAAUAUUUUUUGAUACCUUACAAACAUUAAAGGCUAUGUACAAUUUUAUUUUAAAGUAAGAUUCCAUAUACUGUAACAACAAUAGACUCUAAGAAAACAUAGAAAAAUUAAAAAAUAUUGCGUUCACACAAAAA